ACUCUCUCUUAUUUGUUUCAUAAAUUCUAUUAACGGCUUCUCUGUCUCUCUAUACGCCAAAGCUUUAUUGCUCUUUGGAUUCCGUCCCUCUCAUCUUAUAGUAUUUGCUUAAAUGGCGGGUAGAGGCAAAACCCUAGGAUCUGGCGCCGCGAAGAAGGCCACAUCGAGGAGUAGCAAGGCCGGUUUGCAGUUCCCGGUCGGUCGUAUCGCUAGGUUCUUGAAGGCCGGCAAGUAUGCCGAACGUGUUGGUGCCGGCGCCCCUGUCUAUCUUGCGGCCGUUCUCGAGUAUCUUGCCGCUGAGGUACUUGAAUUAGCUGGAAAUGCAGCCCGUGACAACAAGAAGACUCGAAUUGUUCCACGACACAUCCAAUUAGCAGUGAGGAAUGACGAGGAACUAAGCAAGCUUCUUGGUGAUGUUACUAUUGCUAAUGGAGGUGUGAUGCCAAAUAUCCACAACCUUCUUCUGCCAAAGAAGACUGGUACCUCAGGCUCGAAGGCCUCUGCUGAUGAUGAUUCUUAAAUUCAACAAGAAAGGGUUCAAAAGGAAAUAUUCUUAGAAAGUCUUUGCGUUAAUGUGAUACCACUAUGUUUGUUCAGUAGAUUUUUAUGUUAGGAGUUUGGUUCUUUUUAUGCUUGUGAAGUAGUUUCUGUUAGAGAGUUAGGUUUUUAAGUUAGGCGAUUGUGAAUAUAAUCGAUUAUCUUGUAGUUGCUUAAAUAGGAAUGAUUUGUGGAAAGAUUUUUUUUUCCAUAAUGAUAAUGGAUGCAAGAUUUGAGUAUCACUUAAUACU
This is a messenger RNA of Jatropha curcas, 788 nucleotides long. It is a transcript of the gene RAT5, whose product is annotated as Histone superfamily protein. Gene Ontology annotation, cellular component: nucleosome. Lineage: Eukaryota; Viridiplantae; Streptophyta; Magnoliopsida; Malpighiales; Euphorbiaceae. Gene Ontology annotation, molecular function: protein heterodimerization activity; structural constituent of chromatin; DNA binding. The record is from RefSeq and is a predicted model, not a curated record.